AUGAGUCUCAACAGUCCCACCUUGACUUCUGCCCUGAAAGAGAAUCGCACCAUGCUCACCUACAGAAGAGCCGCGAUCAUCGCAGCCUUCAUCCUAACUAUGAUCUACCUCUUGCACUCGUCUUCCGAAUCGUCCAAUCCACCUGUCGCCUCAAACCACCCUCCUACAAGCACCGCCAAAAAGUCGAAGAGCGACCAUGACAGUGCACCACCCAAGACAACCGCCGUCAUUGACUCGACGGCAACAAGGCCAUACCCUCCACCCAAGCUUGCUUCUAGCAAGAAAGAGAAUGUCCAGAGGCCAAUGACUGAAGUCGUCACCAAGAACGUUCGAGAUCAGUUAGCGUACCAAUUCGAUUAUGACAGGGCAGGCAAGUUCCCUGCCUACAUUUGGCAAACUUGGAAGUACACGCCUGCAGAGGCGGACUUUGGAGAUGUUUUCAGACCAGCAGAAGCGAGCUGGACUGAAUUGCACCCAGGCUUUGUUCACGAGGUCGUAACAGACCAAAAUGCUCUCUACCUGCUCAAGCUGCUCUAUGCCUCCGUGCCCGAUGUCAUCGAGACAUACGAGUCCUUGCCACUUCCGGUCAUGAAAGCAGAUUUCUUCCGCUAUCUCAUUCUUCUUGCUCGAGGAGGGAUAUAUACCGAUAUUGAUACCACUGCACUGAAAUCUGCAGCUGACUGGCUACCCGAAGACAUCCCUCGAUCCAACGUUGGCCUGGUCAUCGGUAUAGAAGCCGACCCAGACAGAGAAGACUGGAAGGACUGGUUUUCCCGUCGCAUACAGUUUUGUCAAUGGACCAUUCAGGCGAAACCUGGCCACCCCGUUCUGCGUGAAUUGGUCGCAACAAUCGUCGAAGAUACUUUACGAUUCAAGAAGCAGGGCAAACUUUCGGCCAAAAAGCUUGAGAAAAGUAUCGUCGAAUGGACAGGGCCUGCUGUGUGGACCGAUGCUGUCUUUAGCUACCUCAAUAAUCCUAAGUAUUUCAAUGUCGUAGAGGGUAAAAAUGUCACAUGGGAAUCUUUUACCGGAAUCGAUACUCCCAAAAAGGUCGGCGAUGUCGUUGUGCUUCCAAUCACAAGCUUCAGCCCUGGUGUACAACAAAUGGGUGCGAAAGAGCCGGAUGACCCCAUGGCAUUUGUUCACCAUGAUUUUGAGGGUAAGCCAAAGCACCAGCUAGUCUACAAUUGCAAUUGA
Messenger RNA from Bacidia gigantensis, 1197 nucleotides. RefSeq lists its product as uncharacterized. Gene Ontology annotation, molecular function: alpha-1,6-mannosyltransferase activity. The transcript has a single exon. Gene Ontology annotation, cellular component: mannan polymerase complex. Gene Ontology annotation, biological process: protein N-linked glycosylation. NCBI's taxonomy places the organism in Eukaryota, Fungi, Ascomycota, Lecanoromycetes, Lecanorales, Ramalinaceae. The record is from RefSeq and is a predicted model, not a curated record. Bases 1 to 1197 code for a protein of 398 amino acids.